Engraulis encrasicolus (European anchovy) is the source of this 2064-nucleotide messenger RNA. RefSeq names its product NADH dehydrogenase [ubiquinone] flavoprotein 1, mitochondrial-like. The record is from RefSeq and is a predicted model, not a curated record. Lineage: Eukaryota; Metazoa; Chordata; Actinopteri; Clupeiformes; Engraulidae. Gene Ontology annotation, biological process: mitochondrial electron transport, NADH to ubiquinone. Bases 251 to 1684 code for a protein of 477 amino acids. Gene Ontology annotation, molecular function: NAD binding; NADH dehydrogenase (ubiquinone) activity; FMN binding. The transcript is spliced from 11 exons.
GUAAUAAAAUAACACAAAGUUAAUUAAUUGGUUCGUUUAUUUAGUUAUGUUAUAAUCAGAGAUUUUUCGAGAUACUAAUUUGGAUGUUAUUGUCUAAGACCGGGCUAACAGUUUGUGAGGUGUGUGCGCCAUACGGCGAAUGGGGAUUAAAGUCUGGUUAAGAGCGGGGCAUGCGAGCUAGUAUCAAGUUCUUCUGACUAGCUUGCUAGGCAAUCCCGUUUAUGUAGCUCAUUCCAUGUGACAGAACAGGAUGCUGGGCUUUCGCAGUGCGAUUCUCAGGGCAGGAGCUCUGUCCUCUGCCGCCACCUGCAACAAUGCUGCAGCAGUAGCAGCAGCUUCAUCACGCUGCUACGCCACUAAGACUAACUAUGGACCACUGAGUGAUGAAGACAGAAUAUUCACCAACUUGUAUGGACGUCAUGACUGGAGGCUGAAGGGGGCGCUGAGUCGCGGCGACUGGUACAAGACCAAGGAGAUCCUGCUGAAGGGCCACGACUGGAUCCUCAACGAGGUCAAGGUGUCAGGGCUCCGGGGCCGUGGCGGAGCUGGCUUCCCCACCGGCAUGAAGUGGAGCUUCAUGAACAAGCCCAGCGACGGCAGGCCUAAGUACCUGGUGGUGAAUGCGGAUGAGGGAGAGCCGGGUACUUGCAAGGACCGCGAGAUCAUGCGUCACGACCCCCAUAAGCUGAUCGAGGGCUGCCUGGUGGCCGGGAAGGCCAUGGGGGCGCGAGCCGCCUACAUCUACAUACGCGGAGAGUUCUAUAACGAGUCAUCCAACCUGCAGGUGGCGAUAGUUGAGGCCUACAAGGCAGGGCUGAUAGGGAAGAACGCGUGUGGCUCUGGGUUUGACUUUGACGUGUACGUGAUGCGCGGGGCCGGAGCGUACAUCUGUGGCGAGGAGACGGCCCUCAUCGAGUCCAUCGAGGGCAAACAGGGCAAGCCACGCCUCAAACCGCCCUUCCCAGCAGACAUAGGAGUGUUUGGCUGCCCUACGACGGUUGCCAACGUGGAGACGGUUGCCGUGGCGCCCUCCAUCUGUCGUCGAGGUGGCACGUGGUUCGCCGGCUUUGGGCGCGACAGGAACUCGGGCACCAAGCUAUUCAACAUCUCAGGUCACGUGAACACCCCCUGCACUGUGGAGGAGGAGAUGUCCAUCUCAAUGAAGGAACUCAUCGAGAGACACGCAGGUGGGGUGCGAGGUGGGUGGGACAACUUGCUGGGCGUGAUCCCGGGGGGCUCGUCCACUCCCAUAAUCCCCCUCUCCGUGUGUAGCGACGUGCUGAUGGACUUUGACGACCUGGUGCGGGCCGAGACCGCCCUGGGAACCGCAGCCCUCAUCGUCAUGGACAAAUCGGCUGAUGUGAUCAGGGGCAUUGCCCGCCUUAUUGAGUUCUACAAACACGAGAGCUGUGGCCAGUGCACCCCCUGCAGGGAAGGUGUGGACUGGAUGAACCAGAUGAUGUGGCGCUUUGUGAAGGGAGACGCCCGUAACUCUGAGAUCGACAUGAUCUGGGAGCUCAGCAAGCAGAUCGAGGGCCACACCAUCUGCGCCCUGGGAGACGGAGCCGCCUGGCCAGUACAGGGUCUGAUCAGACACUUUAGGCCGGUGAUGGAGGAGCGCAUGGCCCAGUUCAGAGCUGCAGAGCCAGAGGCGGCCGAGCAGAGGAGACAGAUUACUGUCUAACGCUUAUGUGAUGCAAUAUACUGCAUUUAGAGUACUACUGUUAUGCCAUCUACUGUAGUACAAUACUGCUGUAAUGAACCCUACUGUAUUUACAAUACUACUGCAACUCAGUACAAUUGUACUGCAAUAAUACUUUACUUCAGCAGUACUUCUGCUCUCCACACACGCACAAGCUCACAUGUCCUUAUUUCUGUUUAGAUCAUUAUUAAAUAAAUUAAUAGCAAAUGAAAUAGUAGAGUUAUGUCUAAAUUACAGGAACUGAAAUGUAUUGAACUCCUCUCUGUGUGGUUUAUUUUUUGAAGGCUUCUAAUAUUACCUACUUACGAUGUUUAUUUUUGAUGACUAUUACCAUUAUAAUUAAAAACCUGUGUAAAAAGGGA